This is a messenger RNA of Acomys russatus (golden spiny mouse), 2060 nucleotides long. RefSeq names its product membrane associated ring-CH-type finger 1 (gene Marchf1). Gene Ontology annotation, cellular component: late endosome membrane; early endosome membrane; cytoplasm. The transcript has 8 exons. Gene Ontology annotation, molecular function: MHC protein binding; zinc ion binding; ubiquitin protein ligase activity. Gene Ontology annotation, biological process: antigen processing and presentation of peptide antigen via MHC class II; protein polyubiquitination; immune response. Bases 185 to 1822 code for a protein of 545 amino acids. NCBI's taxonomy places the organism in Eukaryota, Metazoa, Chordata, Mammalia, Rodentia, Muridae. The record is from RefSeq and is a predicted model, not a curated record.
GCCAUAAGGCAUCCAAUCAGGGUUUGGCCACCUGCAGUCGUGCCAGUAUGCCCCUCCACCAGAUUUCUGUAAUCCCAGCCCGGGAGACUGCCAGCAAUGGGAGAAGUUCAAUGUGCAGAAACAAAGAGAAGAGCAAGGAAGUUGAGAAUUUCAGGAAUUGAAAAGGGAAAAGAGGAAGGAGACAAUGCUGGGCUGGUGUGAAGCCAUAGCCCGGAACCCUCACAGGAUCCCGAAUGCCACGCGGACACCAGAGACCUCGGCGGAUGUGGCAGAUGCCAACCAAACCUCCACACCGAAUGAAAAGUCUCCAGGGAGAUCUGCAAGUCGAUCAAGUAACAUAUCAAAAGCAAGCAGCCCAACGACAGGGACAGCUCCCAGGAGCCAGUCAAGGUUAUCCGUCUGUCCAUCUACUCAGGACAUCUGCAGAUCUUCCAUCUUGCAUGACAUGUCAGAAGACGCACUUGAGCACUACACCCCUGUCGUGGUGCUGAGCCACGCUAGAAAGGAGUCUGAUAAGAAACCAGUAAAACAGAAGCCUAGGAGGAGGAGGAGGAGGGUUUCUCAGAGGUAUGAGCAUGCAGAAGAACACGCAAAGGAGAGAAGAAAAGAUUUUCAUCUCCAGAUCUCCAGUCCCAGGUGGAAAGAACUUUCUACGGAGACUUCAGAUUCAUCUUCCACAGAUGAGAGUCACUGGGUUCAGGCAAAAAGACAAGCCCAGGUUAAAUUCAGACUGUCUCGAAGGAGGAGAAAUAAUAGUAAGCCGUGUGGAAGCUUGGCUGGGUCUUCCACACCUGACAGAGUUGACCUGGUUGAUCUGGGAUCCAAAGGUGAAAAACACCAAGAGCUGAUGGAAUGUGCAAGUCAUUCUUUAAGCAUCUGUAGAGGAAAAGUCAUAAGGUACCAAGAAUGCAGUCCUCCCCUGCCAAGGGGGUCUUUGGUGGAGAAAAGACCCCCAGGGAGUCAUUCAGGGAGUAAAGGCAGAUACUGCUACAGAGAUCCUCAGUUCUUGCUCACACUUAGGCAAAAAGAAACAAUCAAGGAAAGAUUUUCAGAAACCGAUUCCAAUACUGAAAUCCUGGCAGCUGCAGAAGGGGGCCAGUGUGUGGAUGACGCAGGGCUCCAGCUGGAUACCUCUGCUCUGAAGCCUCCUGAUGCUUGUGAUGAUGAUGGCUCUGAUAAUUUUGAAGUGUGCAGGAUCUGCCACUGCGAAGGAGACGAAGAGAGCCCACUCAUCACACCCUGUCGCUGCACGGGAACCUUGCGGUUUGUCCACCAGUCCUGUCUCCACCAGUGGAUCAAGAGCUCAGACACACGAUGCUGCGAGCUCUGCAAGUACGACUUCAUAAUGGAGACCAAGCUCAAGCCCCUUCGGAAGUGGGAGAAGCUCCAGAUGACCACAAGUGAAAGAAGAAAGAUAUUCUGCUCUGUCACCUUCCACGUCAUCGCCGUCACCUGCGUGGUGUGGUCUCUGUAUGUGUUGAUAGAUCGGACAGCAGAGGAGAUCAAGCAAGGUAACAACAACGGUGUGCUGGAAUGGCCAUUUUGGACAAAACUGGUUGUGGUGGCCAUUGGCUUCACGGGAGGUCUUGUCUUCAUGUAUGUACAGUGUAAAGUUUACGUUCAACUGUGGCGAAGGCUGAAGGCCUACAACCGUGUGAUCUUCGUGCAGAACUGCCCAGACACUGCCAACAAACUGGAGAAGAACUUCUCCUGUAAUGUGAACACGGAAAUCAAGGAUGCUGUGGUGGUGCCUGUGCCACAGACGGGGUCAAACACACUGCCGCCUGCAGAGGGCGCCCCGCCUGAAGUUAUACCGGUCUGAUGGAACUUGAGGGGAACUCCUUCACGAGAGGAUCUUUGCAGGCCCAGCCACUACAAACAGAAGUGCUUCUGCACUGUGGCUUCCUUAUCUUCUCCUUUUCCCUACUGACUUGUUUGUCCUGACUUGGAGCAAAGAGGAAAUGAGGAGAAAAUACCAAGUGACCAGGAUCCCAAGAAGCAGAGCUGACGAUGGGGCCUGGAAAGGUGAAGUGUCUAAGGGAGUGAGUUCAUAAGCAACG